AUGGCUUCGAACGGGGUGUGCGAAGCUGCUGCGUCGUGUAGAAUCCUCUGCCCGAAGUCUGCUAGAGAUCUUUUGGAUUCUGUCGACGUUUUCCUCUUCGACUGCGACGGUAGGCUUAGCAACCCCUUCUCGCGUGCCUUUCCGCCUUGUUCAGUGUCCAAGUGAUUUGGCUUGUGUAAUCGCCUGAUCAGACUCGUACCAUUUGUGUUCAUAAAUUCAGGGGUUAUAUGGAAGGGAGAUCAGCUCAUUGAUGGGGUCCCGGCUGCACUACAGGUUCUACGAUCGAUGGUACUGAGAGAUUUCGCGAUUGAUACUCUGAACACACUUUUUAGCGUAUCCAAUUGUGAUCGUAAUUCUUGCGUGCAAUGUCUUCGUUGGGUCGUGCUGUUCGAGUUGUAUUGAUACGUUUGCAGGGGAAGAAUCUGGCUUUCGUCACAAACAACUCAACGAAAUCACGAAAGCAGUAUGUGGAUAAGUUCCUGGGGCUAGGGCUAUCUAUUAGUGAGGUGAAGCUUUUAGAAAAACAAAAUUCCCUCCCAGCCAUUAUAUGGCUGUUACGGAGCUACAAUUUAGCUAUUUUAUGAUGCAUUUCAAUCACAGGAGGAAAUAUUUUCUUCAUCUUUUGCUGCGGCAAUGUUCCUGAAAAUGAAUAACUUCCCUCGGGAUAAGAAGGUCAGAUUUAGUUUUACAUGGCCAUAUCUUUCUUCCUUUUAAGUGCUUGACUGUUUAGAGUUACAUUCGAUACCAGAAUGUGGGUGAUGAAUACUACAUUCAGGUGGCAGCCUUUCCGCUUGAAUCAAAUAUCUCAUCAUCAGUCCAAAUUAUGCUAUAAAAGGGCUGCUCUUGAUGAUUUUUUUACAUCUAUUUGAUUUUCACACAUUCCAUUAUGCUCAAUUUGGAGCCUUUUCUAGGUAUAUGCCGUUGGGGAGGAUGGGAUACUCGAAGAAAUGGCUCUCGCCGGUUUUACAUGCCUAGGAGGCACUGUAAGGUCUCACUGGUUGGCUUUAGUCUAUUUAAAUCAAUGGAGUUAUAAUAUUCAUUUUUUUCGCCUGCAAAAUGGUGAAACAAUCCAUUUCUUUUUCUCUCUGUGUGUGAUCAAUAUCUGAAUAAUUAUUUGAGAUUUUAUUCUGUCAAUAUUAAUAAAUCCCUAACAUUCAAAAAAUCCUGAUGAACCUUUGGUUUCGCUAUUCCAUCUGCUCCAAUGAAUGAGGAAUGGAACAGACCGCUUACUCUUGUUCUCACUCAUGCAUACUUUGUUUAGGAAGACUCAUCACCUCACUCACUUUUUAUAUUGUCGGCGUUUUAUGCAGAAAGAUGGUGGCAAACAGAUAGAGUUCAAAACAAAUUUUAAAUUUGAGCAUGACGAAAAUGUACUCAUCUACCUACAAGUUUCCUUUCUAUCGGAGUAUAACCUCCAGACUUCUCUAAUCACAUUCUGAAAUAGGCUCAAGACUUAAAGAUCAAAAUUUUUUUUCCCCUCUUAGGUUGGAGCUGUCGUUGUUGGACUUGACAAGUACAUCAACUAUUACAAGAUACAGUGAGAUCAUUGUCCUUUCCAACUCCGGUAUUCUACAUACGACUUCAGAUCUAGCUGGCUCUUUGAUAGUUCAAAGGAUGAGAACCAUUUAUUCUCUCAAAAUGCAAUCAACAAUCAGAAUAUACAGUUUUUUCUCUUCCCUGCAUUUCGAAAAGCGCACAUAGUUUAGAUCUGAAAGCAUCAAAUAAACGUCUCAUUAACCUUGUGAGGCGUUCCAUUAGUUUCUAAGCAUGUGUGCUCGUGGUUGCGCUCUGCUUGGAUUGAAAACUGCUAGGUAGGUAGUCACAGUGGUUCAAUAAAUCAAUGAGCUCAUAGAAACUUUGAGCAUUUCAGCCUUCUAAAUAUACCUUUCUCCCAAUAUUUUUCUCUUAAUAUCUGAAGGUAUGCAACCCUGUGCAUCCGUGAAAACCCCGGAUGCCUUUUCAUUGCUACGAACUGUGAUGCUGUUGGAAAUUUAACAGAUUUACAGGAGUGGCCAGGUUAUUUCUAACUUUAUUUCCUUGGUUAUGUAUUCUCCGAUGAACACUUCCUUGAUGAGGUUCAGAACUUUGGAUGCCCUGACGACAGGUGCAGGCUCAAUGGUUGGUGCCAUCUGCGGCUCAACACAAAGUGAGCCUAUUGUUGUUGGAAAGCCGUCCCCCUUUCUCAUGAAUUUCUUGCGAGAGAGGUACGUUACCUUUGUAAUUUGUAUUUCAUUGAAGCUCUGGAAUUAAUUUACCAAGAACUUUGGUUUCUGGCCUAAUUUAAUUAAACAGGAUAGAAAGCGUGUCAUGAAAGAAAAACUAGAACUAUAGUUAUUUGGUAGGGGGGUUAGCUUCAAUGAAAUUCAAGCAACACAUUCCUAAACUGUUUUGAUGUAUAUAUCUGGCAUAGAAGCAUUUGGGCCUACUCUAAACUGCUUUGAUCCCACCCUUCUUGAUCUACAGCGGCUGUAUCACUGAAAGGAUCUAAAUUUAGGAAAUUAUUUGCAAAUGGGCUCUGAAUGAAAAUGUCGAUUUUUUUUCCUCACCUGGUCUUUAUUUUCCUCAGAUUUCGGAUCCCGACCUCAAGAAUGUGCAUGGUGGGCGAUAGAUUGGACACCGACAUACUCUUUGGUCUGAAUGCCGGCUGCAAGACUCUACUUGUUCUUUCAGGUUUUCAUAUAUUUUCCAUAUCCCAUUGUAACGGGUCCAUCUUUCAUCAACUUAGAGUAUUUCAUGCCUAAUUUAAUCACAUAAUUUCCGUGUUUCAGGUGUGACCACCUUGCCAGCCCUUCAGGAUCCUGCCAACAACAUACACCCGGAUUACUACACAAACACAGUUUCUGAUAUCAUCAACAGCUUGGCGAUUUGA
Messenger RNA from Spirodela intermedia, 2869 nucleotides. Lineage: Eukaryota; Viridiplantae; Streptophyta; Magnoliopsida; Alismatales; Araceae. The record is from the annotation of a GenBank genome assembly.